UCCCUCCAUGGGAAGAUGCAGCGGGCGGGGCCGGAGGAGGCGGCGAGGACGCAGGCGGCGGCGGGGGGACCCGGGCGGAGCGGGGCCGAGGUGGCGGCGGCCCCCGCCGGGCGGCUCCUGAGGCGGGAGCUGCGGCUGCUCGAGUCCAUCUUCCACCGCGGCCACGAGCGGUUCCGCAUCGGCAGCGCCUGCCCGGACGAGAUCAGCUGCGAGUUCGUCCCGGGGGCCGGGGCCCGCGCCGGCGCCUCUGCCUCCCGGGGGCCGCCGCCGGGACCCGUCCGCAUUCACUGCAACAUCACGGAGUCUUAUCCAGCUGUUCCCCCCAUAUGGUCUGUGGAGUCAGACGAUCCCAACCUGGCAGCUAUCCUGGAGAGGCUGGUGGAAGUCAGGAAAGGAAACACCUUGCUUUUGCAGCACCUGAAACGAAUAAUCUCUGACCUGUGCAAACUCUACAACCUCCCCCAACAUCCAGAUGUUGAAAUGCUGGACCAGCCUCUGCCGGCAGAACAGAGCACCCAGGAAGAGGUGUCCUCUGAAGAGGAAGAUGAAGAGAUGCCAGAGGACACUGAGGACUUGGACCACUAUGAGAUGAAAGAGGAAGAGCCGGCAGAUGGGAGAAAGACAGAGGAUGAAGGCAUUGGCAAAGAAAACCUGGCCAUUUUAGAGAAAAUAAAAAAGAACCAGAGGCAAGAUUACUUAAAUGGUGCAGUGUCUGGGUCUGUGCAGGCCACUGACCGGCUAAUGAAGGAGCUCAGGGAUAUUUACCGAUCACCAAGUUUCAAGGGCGGAUACUAUGCAGUUGAACUAGUGAAUGACAGCCUGUACGAUUGGAACGUCAAACUCCUCAAGGUUGACGAGGACAGCGCUUUGCACAACGAUCUUCAAAUCCUCAAAGAGAAAGAAGGAACAGAUUUCAUCCUCCUCAACUUCUCUUUUAAAGAUAACUUUCCUUUUGAUCCACCAUUUGUAAGGGUUGUAUCCCCGGUGCUGUCAGGGGGGUAUGUUUUGGGUGGUGGUGCCAUCUGCAUGGAGCUGCUUACGAAACAGGGCUGGAGUAGUGCCUACUCCAUCGAGUCUGUGAUCAUGCAGAUCAGUGCAACGCUGGUGAAAGGGAAGGCACGAGUACAAUUUGGAGCCAACAAGAACCAGUACAGCCUGACAAGAGCACAGCAGUCCUACAAGUCCCUGGUUCAGAUCCAUGAGAAGAAUGGCUGGUAUACACCACCCAAGGAGGAUGGCUAGUGUGGAUGCUGCAGGACCAAUCUGAAUAUCUUCUGGAUGCUCUACUUGGAUCUUAGUGAUGCCUCUUGGCUUUCUCCCAGGAUGUAAUAGCUCUGCCUGUUGCAGGACAAUACUGGCUGUUCAAAACUCUAAAUAACUGUUUAAGGAGUUGGACUGACCCACAACACUUGCUGGGCCCAUGCUAGCAGGCAUUCUUGUUAAAACAAACUCUUGAGCCUCUUGUAUUGCUGGAAACUUCUGACUCUACUCCAGUCUAGAGCAUCCUCCUUACCUAUGCUAUGGAUUUAAUUUAUUUUCUUAUUUCAUGUACACUGCUUUUUUUUGUUACGGUGUAUGAUGGAUGUGUAUGGAAAAUGUAUCUUUGGAGAAAAAUUACAGUUUGUUAAUUUGAGAA
This is a messenger RNA of Melospiza melodia melodia, 1636 nucleotides long. RefSeq names its product ubiquitin conjugating enzyme E2 Q1 (gene UBE2Q1). Lineage: Eukaryota; Metazoa; Chordata; Aves; Passeriformes; Passerellidae. Bases 16 to 1242 code for a protein of 408 amino acids. The transcript has 13 exons. The record is from RefSeq and is a predicted model, not a curated record.